Pocillopora meandrina is the source of this 8272-nucleotide messenger RNA. Lineage: Eukaryota; Metazoa; Cnidaria; Anthozoa; Scleractinia; Pocilloporidae. The record is from the annotation of a GenBank genome assembly.
AUGCGCGGCAAUCCGCCGCUGAGGUUCACCAACGAGUAAGUUCACAUCACACAGUUCGCACUUAGACCUCAUUAUUUUCAUACAACAAAAUGCUUCUUCCGUGUGCGUCGGCGAGAAAUGCGAUAUGAACUCCACUCGCAUCUCUUGGUGAGAUGUCGCUCUAAAUUGCUGCAUAUUCGUCUCUCCACUGGUUCUGAAAGAUCGCUAUUUGUGAAUCAGAAACGUUCGUGUUUCGAAACGCUCAGGAAAAGACUUCCUCGACACUUCUUUGUGCUAAAAUGACAAGAAGUGUUUCGUUAAUCUUCCUCACUAAGAUUGCGCCGUGAACCCACAAGACAAACUGAUCCUUAAUCAAGGAAGCUUUGAUUGAUCUAUUUAUCGUUAGCCGCCGCACUAUGAAUUUUUUCAUUCGUGCUACGCUCAGAUCAUUUCGAUAGUGAACCAAGCGCCACAAGGGUAAACAAAGGAUACAUUUCUCUAUUAGAACCCAGGAACUUUCUUUGCCCCCGGUCAAUAUGGCGAACCGUGUGAUGGAGACACAAUAAUUGUAUUCAUGAUCACAUGCUCGAACACGGACUAUGAUCUGAUGUGUGCGUAGAUGCGCAGGAUACGUGUUAUGAAUCUGAACUCGUAGUUAACUGUUGAGUCUUUCAUUUUUAAAAAGGUGUCUAAGUGAAUGGUGCAAAUUUUCGGUCGUCUGCCAGUUUUUUUCAUCAUGAUAAUUCAUAUGAAGGUGGUAUGUCACAGAAUCGAGGCGAGGUCAUCGAAGGAUCUUUAAGACGAAAUUAAUUCUCGGAAAGGUUUGAAUUAUCAGGUAAUUUGACCAAAAUUUUAUAACACAAUAGAUAAAAAUGAAAAUUUUGCAUUCAUUCCUCUUUUUAAAACGUCGAGUUUUACAGAUUUGUUGAUUCAGCCUGUGAGCUGUGUUUGGACAACAAGAAUGGUAGAAACAAAAACAGGUGUCUUUGGUUACUAUCGAGUGCGGAGAACUGAUCAAGCCUCUAUCGUAAAAUAUCGCAAAGAGCAAUAAGGAAAAAGUUACAGAAAAAAGCGUUAAACCUCGCUCGGCAUUGUAAGUAUAACCUCUGUUUUCAUGAUCUUGAGAACAAAAGAAAACUUGAUAUAUCGACAAUAAUUAGAGCUGCUUGAACUAUACAGUUAUAUAGUUGGUAGGGGAGAUGUUAAUUUUAAUGUAUCGCUUCACUCAAUUUUGAGACUCGAUAGUGAUCAGCAUUUGGAGUAUACCUAGCAUCUUAAGAAUAAAAGUCGGCUAUACUGGCGGUCUACCGCCGCCUGUAAAGGUUUCUGUUAGGUUUCCCCCUUACAGCCCCUUUUCUGGGCACAGCUGCCUCUCACACUAUCGUUACGUAGCCGCCUAUGCAGAAAUUUGUUGAAACCCCUGGAUAAACUUAAAUACUUUGUGAUGAGUUCUACCAAAGGCAAAUAAGAUAAUUGCACUGAGGUUUUAAGAUUGUGGUUUAACCCGCGUCAACUUACUUGUGAUUCAGUGUUAUGUUCCCAACUUGAUAUUUUGCGGUUUGAGUGGCCCAUGCAUUUUCUUUUUAAAUAUUCCCCGCAUAGCAGAAACUAAUUUUUUUUGUUUUGUUUUAAGGGAAAUAAAGAUGGCGUUAAUAUACACGAUCAUAUUUCUGUUGUUUGUACCUGGUAAGACUGAAUGGAUUUGAUAACGUUAAUAACACAGCCCUUAUAACCUAAUUAUGUAUCGAGGGAAAAUUAGAAUUUGUGAUAGUUUCGAGCUCAGAUUGUGAUAGAUAUUUAAAUCAGCUUUUCCGAUGUAAACGAACGAUUUUCACAGAGAUUCGUUUGACCAGUAGACUGUGACUCUGAAUUGUCAUUUUCACACCUAUCAUACUUCUGCGAGGUCGAUGGAAUUGUUCGAGUAUCGUUCAGGAAAGGACAAAAAAAUUUGCGUUUAGAGUGUGAUAGACUCGUGGAAGGCUCCUUUGCCUCAGUGGUAAAGAACAUCCGAAGUACCAAUCAAAACAUUUUAUGUUCGACUCCUAUCGGGAGUAAUUGGAGUUCUUUUUAUCCGAGUAUGCCUGCAUGUGUUAUUCACUGAAUACAUCAGUCAUCUUUCACUUGAGCACGCCAUCUUCGAACAUUUACAUCAUCAAGAUUUUACCUGUUGGAACAGCAGCUACAAUGAACUUGUAUCAAACGUAAAAAGAGCUACUCAAGACGUCUGAUUACCAUACCUGUAUUCUAUUAAACAAAUAUCUCUAUCAUUUGUCAUUUUUUUCCUUUUUUAGCCAGCCUUGCAGACGGACUAUUUGAAAUAUUACUUCCUAAAAAUACGAGUUUAUGGGUCGCAAAUGGAAAGGCAAGGCGAGUCACCUUCGCAUAUGAUCAGGGGGAGGUCGACAACUGGAAUGUGGAACUUACGGACGGCAGAGAUCAUACUGCUCAUACGUACUCAACUGAUAUAAUAUUUCCGCAGAAAAUUGGCGAAAAAUUAGUUUAUGUAAAGCAAGUACACGUGCCUGAGACCUUGAAAAGUGGCGAAUACAAGGUGAAAAUAUGUGGAUUGCUUAAAGAUGGCAGGAAACUGUGUCAAAAGUCUGAUGCGUUUCACAUCGAAGGCGAUCAAAUGGAAUGUAAGCAUAACAAUUUACAUGCAGCUAAUGAGAGUAAAUGUUUGGAUUUUAGAGUGAGUUUUUCUACGUAUUAUCGUGAACAUUGUCUAAUUCAUUUAGCCAACGACUCAGAGGAAUUUGGUUGGUCGGGCCUAUGGGGAAAAUCCGCGGCACCCAUCGGUCAUGAAUUAGCUGGGUUUGCGCAGCGGUCAAGCGCAUGCAGGUUCUUAAGAUAGACGCUGUGUAUUUGAUUCGAGUUCGAGUGUUUACGGGCUUAACACUGAAUUUCAAAUUCACCAUACUCUGGUGUUGCUUCUUCAAACUGGCUCUCAUUUAAAAGACUUGAAGCUGUGAUCACGAUGGUAUUCUAUAAAUUCAAGUCAUGGCAAUUAGAAUGCGAUCAUUUUGGGUAGUUGAAGGGUAUUAUCGAGUUUAAAAAUGGCUUGAUGACUCGUUACAAAAUUAGAAAUACAUUUUUCAAGCCAUACUAAAUCGAGAGUCAUCUUUUUAAAUGUGUGAGAUUAAGAUAGUGAGCACUUAGAGAUAGAAAAAAACAUUUAAGGUCUUAUCCUAAAGCGCUGACGAGGAGAAUUUGUCAGACAAUCGAGAGCUUUUUUAGUCGGUGAUCAUUUCCUUAUAUUUUUGUGAUCUAAAUGUUUGAUUAAGGGUUGAUAUUUUAGGGGAAAAUUAGAUAUUCGUCACUCUUACAGGUCAAAAGGGUUACUGAAAUGAGUGUAAGAGGGAAGGGAUGAUUUAGUCCUCUACUGUGUACGAUCCCAUCUGAUUCACUUUCAAGAAAAGGGGAAACUAACUGAUAACAGAAUAACUAGUCAGGCCCUCAAAUGUCAAUGAGACAUAAAUGAGGAAUUACAUCAUAAGAACACCCUGCCUAUCUCUUUCAUCAUCAUCAUCAUCAUUUAUCAUUUAUUAGCCUCUUCAGAUAUAACAUCUAUAGAGGUUUAACAGUAUGGAGGGGCGAAGAGACCUCCAAGAAACCACCAGGCUUAUGGGGGAGGCCACUUCGGUUGUCAAUGAAUUAUGGAUGUGGAUGUGCGGCUUGGCCAAUUCGGACUCAUUUCAUUGAAAAACCGAUCAUCUUUCCUUUAAAAGUAAAAAAGCUAGUCAAACCAGUAUUCGAUAGUGGGAAAGAAUUCCAAAUUUUAGGACAUUGGUAGAGUAUUGUAAAUUGUUUAAGACUAGUACGACAAGUUCCUACUUUAAGUCAGGUCAAGAAUGAGUGAAACUAUAACGGAGAAGAAAAUAAAUUAAUAAGUUCUAAGCUAAAAUCGUUAUUUCUUCCUUCCUUGUUCAAAGCUUCCCGUAACAAAGAUGACCUUCAGCCGCACGAAAAGAGAUUUAGAUCCAGACUGAGCGCUUUUGAAGAUUAUUUACGGAAACUGGACGUAGUGGACAUCUGGCCGAUACACGAAACACAUUGUACUAUCCCAAAGAUACAUAAACCCAGCAAAGAAGAGUUCACUGAGAAAUGCAUGAAACCAGGUACUGGUUGUAAUUCAUUUUCUUUGUCGCUGGCAUUCAGUUGAUUCUACAAUUACAGAGAAGGUAAAUUUACAUUACGCGAUCGUUAAGUGAUUUUACUUUAAGUUGUUAAAAGCGAAGGUUUUCCUUAAGCAGGGCUAUUGCACCGUGAGCUGCGGUUCAAUCAUCUUUUGCCACACAAUGCUAACAAACUAAGCGCGACUUAGAUUUUCAAAUUCCCCUUGAUUUUAUUACGCGUUCAACUGAUUCCUAUUGUGUGAUAUUAAAUAGCUUACCAAACACUUUUACAGACAACUUAGGUAUUGUGUGAAUCUCCGAUUUAAGUCUUGAAUAACGAAUGAACAUUUGUAGGUCAGGCUUGUAUUAUAACGGGCAUGAUGGAAAACUGGAAAGCCAUGGACAAGUGGCUGUUUGAGACAUUCCAGCAUGAUCCUCGCAUAGAGGACGGCGUGUAUAUUGGUCAGAGGUUAACCCCGGUGCCACUAACAAAUUACGUGAAGUAUCUGAAGGAGAGAGCCGCCAACGAGACUGCACCGUGGGUUAUCUUUAUGUCAGAUGUGUUUGAUCUGUAUCCUGAGCUGCGAGAGGUAAAUUUUUGAGGGACGGUGUUUCAGGGGAGUGACGGAUAUAAUUUAUCAGUAGCUUUCUUAAGUAUGUAUAAUUUAUAGAAGUAUUGCGUUUAUUGAAGAUGUAGCUGGCCUUGUCGUAUAGGAAAGUCAUAAGAGCUCGUAUCACAUGCAGUAUAAUUUUCAUUGUCAAUACAGUGGCAUUCAGUCGUCUGCUGCAUCUAUUACAAACAACACGACAAAUUUUGGAAGCGAAGUAGACUCUAACCCGCCUUAUCACGUUUAAUAAUGGCAAAACUUGCAAACAUUGGUGAUUGAUUCUCAUGCCUGCCUACUCACACACUAGUUUCUUUAGCAUGGGAAAUGUAAGAGAAUUGUUGCUCUUCCUGUUGUGGCUGUUAAUUUGUCGAAGUAACCCGAGGAUCGCUUUCAUAUUCACGUCUUUAUCCACAGUUCACAUGUGAUUUUCAUAUAUUCACAGUUAUUUAUUCAACACUUCACGGGUUUAUUUGAAACCAACAUAAUGAACAGCACCCAUUUGGAUUGUUAACUCAGUUGGUAAAGCACUGCACCGGUAUCGCAGAAAUCAUGGGUCCAAAUCCCGUACAGGUCUGAAUUUUUUUUCCAGACCUUAUUUUCACUACUGCUCAAGUAGCGUUCAUCACUGCGAAGAUUGAUUUCAUAUUCACGUCUUUAUCCGCAGUUCAAAUAUAUGAUUUUCUUAUAUUCACAGUCAGUUAUCAACUCAGUUGAUAAUACUAAAUUACCCUGUUAUGCUCUCCCACCGACACUAGAACACACUUUUUUUCAUAAACUUACCCCCUUUACUCCUACAAUGGACUUUCUUUUCAAAUUAGAUUUUUAAAUUUGUACUCUUUCUUGUCAAUGCAGGACUACAUCAUCCCAGACUUCUUUGCGGAGUCAGAUGACUUCAUGAACAAUGUGGACGAAGAGCUUCGCCUUGACUGGCGAUGGAUUAUCAUGGCUGCCAAACGGAGUGGCUCAGGAUGGCACGUAGACCCUGCCAAUACAACUGGCUGGUUGGCUCUGGUACAAGGGGCUAAAUUAUGGGGCAUGUACCCUCCCUCGGUCUACCACAUUCCAGGUAAGCGAUGAGGAAAGCUAAGUGGACAGCCUUAUGUCUGACGAGUAAGAGAGGGUCGAUGGCAGCUGAACCUUAGGAUCUGCAUGCUCUCUAUUUCCUGACUCAGUAUAGUGCCAGGUAUAUAUAGGGUGACCAGAAGAUUUCGAAGAAUAAUCAAUGAUGAUCAAUCUCGUUUUAGCGAAGCAACAACAUUUGAUAGUUUACUUUAAGAUGCCUGCUAAAACUUUCUUCUUUAGAACUGCAGCCUUCCAAACCCCCUCCCAAUCCUCGCUUUCGUUAAAAUUUCGAGUUGUAAGAGAUACAGAGGGACAGACCAUAGGGAAUGAGAUUUUUGUCCACCUGUAUGUACAUGGCCGCUGAGGAGUCCAACGGGUUUGUGUGAAGUUUUGAGGGAUCGCUAGGUUUUGUCCCCUUCAAAGAACAACAGAUACUGGCCCAAAACUGUGCAAAUAAAGGAGAUUACCGCAAGCUUUAAUUUUUUUAAUCAUAUAGGUGUGAAGAAUAAUUACUACCAAAAAAGAGACUAUGACAUGGAGGAUGCGUUUUACUGGUGGAUUUACACCCGACCGUAUUUGGUAUGAACCUCGAGUUAAUCUUUUAACUCCCAAGAUCUGACGUUUCUUCUCCCCUCUUGUUGCUAUACAUUUCCUUCUUGAUUAGUUACGAGAAUUUGGUAUUAGACCAAGAUAACAACUUUUCCCUGAUAAGCAUGAGUAUUCUUAUAACCUGUGUGAUGGAUAACGUUGAUAUGUUAUACGGAGAAGUUACCGUGAUGUUAAUUACCACUGAUAACUUCUAUACAGAUUUAUUUUGAACUUUGACUGCAAACAGCUAAUACGUUGGUGAUAUCUAAAAGAUUAUGGUAAAAUGUAAAUGUAAAAUGAAUCUUGGAGGUAACGUAUAUCGUUGCAUAACACAAAAGCUAUGUUUCCCGAGUGAAUUUUUUUAACAGAUCAGGGAAAAAAAUAAGUGAAACAAAACAAUUUGAAAGAUUGGGAAAGUCAAUGAAUGGAAGGGUAGAUUCAGGAUUGAAACACUAAAGGGCAAAAUGGAGAUGAUAGACCAAAUAAAGGGCAAGAAUACAUGAUACCACAGCAUGAAAAAGGAACUAUAGACAAAUCUUAUCAAUCGCACUCAUCGUAUCAAGUUUCAAUGACAAAUACCUUUGAAUUUUGAUCGUUUUCAUGAUCAUGAUCACAAUCGUUAUCGUUACCAGAAGGGCAACCUUCCCAUAGAGUGUGUGCAGAAGCCAGGUGAUAUCGUAUUUAUACCGACCGGAUGGUGGCACAGUGUCCUCAAUCUGGACGACACUGUUAGCGUUACGCAGAAUUUUUGUAACAAAUACAGGUGAGAUCUAUUACACCUAUUUACGCGUUGCGUGCAUGAUUUAAUUUGAUAAUUUAGACAAUCUCGUUCACAGAUUUUGAGCUUGGCACUAGAUGUUGACGUGGACACUUUCGCCUACCACUGUUUUUCUCCGUUCAGUUUAGCUACUUUUUCUCUUGUUUAAUCACGAAAUUGGACUUUGGUCUAAAAUAUAACGUAGUACACCCAAAUUUGAUUUCACAAAUAACAUAACAUGAUUGCUUAUGAUUUGUUUGAUUCUGCUAUCGUUCUUUCGAUGUUCGUUUGUGAGCGAAAAUUAUGAUGAUAAUGACGAUGAUGAUCAUCAUCAUCAUCAUAAACGCUAAGCGCUUUGCGGCUCCAUUUGACAUCCUUUCAAUCACCAACAAAUCGCAACAUUCGUGUAAAAAAAGAAUAUAUUUUUUUGUGUGCAGAAAUUAUGAUUGUCACUUGAUAUUAAGGAACCAACUGAGUAUAAGUAGCGGGCGUUUAUAUUUGAAAGCUGUGGACAACAAGGAAAAAAGGAUGCCUGCUGGGAAUAGGCUGGUAAAAUAAUCCUUGAACGUGCGUUCUUGGAUUUUAAUUAUGCCAUCUGUAGGGAUCAUACAAAUUUGAAUUUCGCCUUGUUUUUGAUGAGCAUCACACAGUGGGUUAUAACUCUUUGUUGGAGCUAUUUGUCAGCUCUUGAGGACAAAGAUAAUUGUGUUCAUAGUGCGUCAAGUGAUUUUUUAAUUAAAAAGUCUAACCUGAAUUUCAUUAUUUUUUGUUUUUAAAAAUCAGUUUGAGAAACUGCCUCAGCGAACUUAAGGAACAGGCAGACAGUGAUGGCGGCUUUAUUGGCAGAACAUUCGAACAGCUCAGGGAGUUAUACGCUACGAAAUAUCCCCAGUAUUUUGAACAGGAAGAUCUGGAUUUUGAGGCACCCGUCAAAGGACAUGGACUCACUGAAGAGGACGAAAAAUCCAGAAGACUGCAAGUUUUGAAAGACUUCCUCGCAGGGAAUACUAAAACUAUUGUUUGAGAUUAAACUGAGUGUCUGAGGGGGAGAACUGUGUAUUCUUUACCUCUCAAAGUAAUUCCUAUAUAAAUGUAAAUUCGUCCAAAUGUGCUUUGAAAUUUUUAAUUACAUCGUGACAUGUUACCAGGGCAACUGUAUGUACUCC